AUGCUGGUCCGAAGCUCCCAGAGAGCCGCGCAGAGCCUCCUGCGGGGGUCGCGACCAACGGCUCGAGGCAUGGCAAGCGUCUCCACAGACAUCUUCAAGCCCACCAAGUUCGGUGGGAAAUACACCGUCACCUUGAUUCCAGGCGACGGCAUCGGUGCUGAAGUGUCAGAAACGGUCAAGGAGGUCUUCAAGGCGGACAAUGUUCCCGUCGAAUGGGAACAGGUCGAUGUGUCCGGUAUGGAGUCGGGAAGCAAGCCGUCCGACGAUCUUUUCCGGGAGGCGGUUGCUUCGUUGAAGAGGAACAAACUCGGAUUGAAGGGUAUCUUGCACACUCCCGUAGAGCGCUCCGGUCACCAAUCCUUCAACGUCGCCCUCCGUCAAGAACUCGACAUCUACGCCUCCAUCGUCCUCAUCAAGAAUAUCCCCGGCUACGAGACCCGCCACAAGAAUGUCGACUUCUGCAUUAUCCGCGAGAACACCGAAGGUGAGUACUCCGGCCUCGAGCACCAAUCGGUCCCCGGCGUCGUCGAGUCCCUCAAGAUCAUCACCCGCGCCAAGAGCGAGCGCAUCGCCAAGUUCGCCUUCGCCUUCGCCCUGGCCAACAACCGCAAGAAGGUCACCUGCAUCCACAAGGCCAACAUCAUGAAGCUGGCCGACGGCCUGUUCCGGAACACUGUGAAGAAGGUCGGCGAGGAUUACCCGACCCUCGAGUCGAACGAUAUGAUCGUCGACAACGCCUCCAUGCAGUGCGUCUCCCGGCCGCAGCAAUUCGAUGUCAUGGUCAUGCCGAAUCUGUACGGUGGCAUCCUGUCCAACAUCGGCGCCGGCCUGGUUGGCGGUCCUGGAAUCGUUCCCGGCUGCAAUAUGGGCCGGGAGGUCGCCGUCUUCGAGCCCGGAUGCCGUCACGUUGGAUUGGACAUUAAAGACAAGGGCCAGGCUAACCCCAGCGCACUUCUGUUGAGCGCGAGCAUGAUGCUGCGUCAUGUUGGCCUCGAUGACCACGCGAACAGGAUAUCGAAGGCUGUGUAUGAUGUUAUUGCCGACCCUAAAUCACGGACACGCGAUAUGGGUGGCAAUGCCACUACGCAACAGUUCACCCGAGCGGUCUUAGACAAGAUGGAGGCAUCAGGAUGA
Molecule: messenger RNA, 1134 nt
Organism: Eremomyces bilateralis CBS 781.70
Lineage: Eukaryota; Fungi; Ascomycota; Dothideomycetes; Eremomycetales; Eremomycetaceae
Product: isocitrate dehydrogenase-like protein subunit 1
Exons: 6
Coding region: 1-1134 (377 amino acids)
Biological process (GO): tricarboxylic acid cycle; isocitrate metabolic process
Cellular component (GO): mitochondrion
Molecular function (GO): magnesium ion binding; NAD binding; isocitrate dehydrogenase (NAD+) activity
Source: RefSeq, a predicted model, not a curated record